This is a messenger RNA of Phaedon cochleariae (mustard beetle), 5261 nucleotides long. The record is from the annotation of a GenBank genome assembly. Lineage: Eukaryota; Metazoa; Arthropoda; Insecta; Coleoptera; Chrysomelidae.
AUUCAUCUGUUGCUUGGUUGCCAGAAACGUCUAAUUAACGGUAUGCGUUUUUUCAUGAACACACAAUACAUCAUUAUUCAAAAUACACUCCUUUGUGAUAUAUUAUUGUCAGACAACUGUCAGAUUAUCAUUUCUAAAAUGAAUUCAAGCUUUCCACAGAAUAAUACUGAAGAAAGUGAAGAAGAAAAGCUAAAACAAAUAUUCCUAGAAGAACUAAACAGAAGGAAUGAGAACCUGAACGAAUUCAUAGAUGAAUUUGUGAAUUCGGAAGAAUAUGAGGAGUAUCUGGAGAUGAAGCGAAAUAUCAUGAAAAAAAAUGUUGCAGCACAAUAUUGUGAAAGCGAUUUGAUGCAAUAUCAGGAAAUGGAGGAAGAAGAUAAAUAUCCAUUGACGACAAGGUCCAGAAAUAUGAUGGCAUUCGUACAUAAAUUCGAGAAAUACACGAAAAAUAAAGAGAAUCUAGAAUUUCUUCAGAAACAAGAAAAAGGAAUUCAAAUAAUAAAGGACGCAAUUUUGGAGUUAAGACAGAUUUUCAUAUGUACAAAGCAAAUCAGAGAGGAUGCGAAGAAAGCCCGCGAUAAAAGAAAUUUAGAAAAAAUCUGCCAAUCAUUCAACAUAGAUUAUCGAAUUUGGAAAGAAAGAAACAAACAUAAAAUAACACAACGCAUUUUAUGCUAUCAGAAAAUAUUACAUACACGAAAAAUUAAGAGGAAUCAAAAUAUAACUGCAAUUGUGAAAAAACUUGUAGGAGAGAUCAAAUCUAAGAGAAAAGAUGAAGAUAGACUCAAAACUCCCAGUCACAGAAUUCAGAGAAGAGACAAAAUUAUGAAAGACAUGGAAAUCAUUGGACAUCACAUUACAUUGUGCUCUAGAUAUGAAACUGUAGAAGAUAAUGCCGAUCAGGAAAUCAAUGUUGAAAACAGAACUGAAAAACGUAAAGAAGAUGUAGUCAAAUAUAAAAAAGUCAAACAGACUAAAGAAAAAGUGAAGAACGUAAAGAACGAUAAGAAGAAAGAAAAAAAGAGCACUAUCACAAAAGGCAGUAAAAAGAGCCAAAAAUCAAAAAAAGAAGAAUCUGAAAUAGUUUUACCAAUAGUCCCCAUCUGUAAUCAACGUAAUAUAAUAACAACUGAAGAUAUUGAAAAACUAGAUCAACUUAUUGACACAUUCAAUAAACUAGAUGAUAUUAUGGAAGAUAAACAUUUACUGGCUCAAAUUACACCAAUAAAAUCAACAAUGGCGACAAAUAAUAAAUUCUUAUGUAAACCACAAAUGAUUACAUUCAAUAAUUUUCUGAAUGGAAAGAAUUAUAGAAAAAACUUGCUCAUCCAGAAUAGAAGCAGAGGAACUCAAAAAUUAAGAUUUGUAGGGAUUUCCUCUACCCAAGAUUACAGUGUUCUGCUAUUCAGAACGCAACCCUUAGUGGGCAUCCAAAAACUGGCAAGUGGUUGUUCAGUUCAUUUGACGAUUUUCUUCACACCAAUUGAAGAAACUUGUGAAGUAGACGCAGCACUAGAAUUUUGGACAUUCGAUAUUGAGUCUCAGAGAAAUGAAAAAUUUUACGUGAAUGUUAAAUGUAUUCCCUCACAUGCAGACCUGAAAAUUAGCUCAGAUGAAAUCCAUUUUGGAAAAAUUCCAUUUUGGCAAAGAUAUUGCAUUCGUCCCAAGGUAUUAAAGUUGACGAAUGAAGGAACAGAACCAUGCACCGUCGUGAUUAAAAAAAUACAAGAUAUUCUUCAAUUACCCGAAACGAGCGAAGAUGAUCGGAAGAUGGAGGAAAAUGAUAUUAGUAACGAAGUUAUAGAUGACAUUGAAGAACGUGACAUCAUUAAUGAAGUUAUAGAAGAACUUUUCGAAAAUGUAUUCAACACCUUUUUAUUCGAACAUCUUGCUAUAGCUCUCGAGAGUUCUCAAAAUGUCAAUCUGAAAGUGCAAAUGAGAAACGUCGAUUAUAUUGGAAACUAUCAAGAGAAGUAUUUGGUUGAUGUUUAUGAAAAUAAUGUACACAUUGGAAAUAAGGAAAUUAUGCUAUACGCCGAAGUCACAGACCAUUUCAUUACUGUGUCACCUGACAUUUUGGAUUUCGGUGUUUGUAUUUUGAAUUCAAUUUAUCAACUAGGACUCGAUAUAAAUAAUACUUCUUCGACCACACAAGCAAUUGCCAUCAAGUUCCCAUCGUCAUUAGGAGAUUACAUCCGCUCAGAUGUUACAAACUUGUAUGUACCACCUCGAGCAACGAGAAAGAUUUGGUUGAAGUUAUCCCCUAGGAAAUCCCUUUUUUCAGAUUCAGAGACACACUUCGAUAAGCAGACAGGAAUACUGGAAUUUCCUAUUCAUGUUUGUACCAUGAGUAAGAAUUAUGCACUUAUUCCACCAGUGAGAGCAAAGAUUUUCGCAGUGUUGACAGAAGCGAACGGUAUCGCAAUAUCUGCGAAAACUACCGAAUAUCAAAGAGGAGAUAUUGUGGAUUUGGGGGAAUGCAGCAUAUAUGAAACGGUCGUCACUGAUCUCGUUAUUGAAAAUAGAACUUUGUCUCCGCAAAUCUAUGGAUUUCUUGAUUUGCCACAGAGUGUGACACUUUCGCCAAAUUUGGGAUACGGGACGCUAGCCCCAGAAGAAACUAAAAUCCUGCAACUAUCCUAUCAUCCGGAUAUCAACGACCUCAAGAAAUUUUUCAGAGAAGAGAAAUUCAACAAUUACCUAGUUAAAUUCGACAUAAAUCUCGAUACCAUUAGUAACUUAGGACAAUUCAAACAGGAUUUCAGUACUAAGAAACUGAGGAGGUCGAUUGAUAUGAUUUUGAAAGAGCUGAGAACCCCUCAAGAAGACAAACUUUACCAACAUAUAAUUAAAUUGAAAGACUCAGUACGGUUGGAAUAUUUCCCAGAGUCGCAUGAAUAUGCAGAAGAACUCAACAAACGACUUUAUGAAUAUGACAUGGAAAUCGCAAAUGAAUGUAGUGAGGCAAACUUUUUUCGGAAAUAUCCAAACAUGAAACCAGUAGCUGAAAAGAGUACGAUAUCUAUCACUGCAAAAAUUCUUCGUCCACUAUUAGAGCUGUCUUGUCAGUACCUAGAACUUCCAGAUACUCCUUGUGGUUCCUACUCUUUUGUGGAAAUAGAACUCAAAGCUCUCAAGUCAGAGUUUACUUUGGAAUGUGACUUCUUGAAAAAAAGUUCAGCAACAAGUUUGCCUAAUUAUGAAGCUUGGUUCAAAAUAACGGGUGAUAAUGAAGAACUAAGGAUCGAGCCGACUUGUGGAACACUAAGAAAUGGAGAGACUAGAAAACUAAUUUUGGUUGCAAAGCCUUCCAUUCCAGAAAGUAUAAUUCAAGAUACAGCUAGGUCAAUUAAAUACACUGAAAUAUAUGAGAAAAGAAAACAAGAUUUAGCGCUAAGAAAAUUAAAAUCUCGAUCAAAAGGAAAAUUAAAAGAAGAAAAGAAAAAUAUCAAGGAGAACAAACGGGAGAAAAAAGAAACAAAAUCCAAACAGAAGAAAACCGAAAGUAAAUCGAAAACAAAAAUGAAAAGUCAGAGUAUUUCAAAAACCGACUAUACCGAAGAGAGCCACCCAAAAAUUGAGAUAACAGAAUCAGAAAUAAUUCUGGAUUAUCUCGAUUACUAUCCAGCCGAGAUGUGUUACUGGAGAACUCUUGAACCUUAUAUGCUACAGUCGAAGAUGGUAUGCAGCAUUGACUAUUACAGUACAUCAAUGAUCCGAAGACAAGAAACUAUAUAUUUGGACGCGUCUGUCAGAGUUGUCAGGCCAGAUUUCAUAACGAAUCUCAAAACGCAAAGAAUAAAUUUUGGAAAUGUAGCAGUGGGGAUGAGCAAAACCGAACAUAUCAUUCUACAAAAUAUACAAUAUAACUCCAUCAAACCAAAAACGAGUCUCUUAAAUCCUGUUGGUCCUUUUCGAAUACCUUACAUGAGAGAUACAAAUGUUCCCCCAGAACAUUAUUUGAAACUGCCAGUGAUAUUCGAACCAGUUGAAAACAAUCAGGUUGAAGAAUAUUUUGAAAUAACUUCAGGACGAACAAUACUAUCGUUGAUACUAGACGGGAAAGGAGUAACCCCAGAAAUCGACUUCAAGCCAAACAACUCGGUUUUUCGUUUGGAAUCACCAAAAAACAAAGCAGCAGAGUGCACACUACAGAUAAUCAACAAAAGUAGUGCCAAGCUGAAAAUCAAUUUUGAAAAAGUUGUUGAACUUGAAGGGUUCUUCAGAGAAAUUGAUCGGAGCCAACUGGAAAUUUGCCAAACGAAGGACGUCGAUCAUGAAAAAAAGGGAAAUAGAGCGAAAAAAUCUCAGAAGCCUGAGAAGAGUAAACAAAAAGUUUCGAAAAAAGAAGCUGUUUCCGGCAAUUUAACAGAAGUUGAGAAAGAUUCUAUCAGAAAUAAUUUCACGAAAAUUGAAGGUGCUUCCUUUUUUGAAUUGCUCAAUGUUGAGGAAAAUCAAUUGCAUUUAGAAGAAAGUUCUUCCAAGAGUAUAAAAAUUGGAUUUGGUACUACGGAGGCAUUGUUGAAAAAGAAAAAAGAAAUUAAGGAAUCUGGUAAGAAAGAAAAGGCCAGUAAAAGUCCUUCAGAUAAAAAAAGUACCGAAUCUUCGAAGCAAAGCAAGAAGUCGACAGACAAGAAAUAUUAUGUUGUUAAAUAUAACAUCAAAUUAUGCAACAAUUUUUUGAAAGACAUAAUUUUAAUAUGUUCUUUCAAAUAACAAAAAAAAAUUGACCAAAUAUAAUGCUUUACAUGUAGAAGCUCAACGUUCACAAUGUUUUUGCAGCUCGUCCUGAAAACGUUGUUUAUUAGUACAAGAUUGAGAAUAAACUGAUAUUUCUUACCAAUAAAUAGUCCAUAAAUUGACUUUUUUCGUGCUUCGAAAUGUAAUUCGACAAUGUCUGCAUACAAGCGCGUGAUAUAUUUGGCACAUAAAUAUACAUGAACAAAAUAUUUCGCUUCAUCAUCUCCUCUGGGUUACUUAUAGUAGGCAGAGUAACAAUCACAUUCAAUGAAUCCAAGUUUUCUGGAAAAUUUCUUGAUCUUUAAACACGUCCUUAUGGAUGAGCACAUGGUGAAAUGAGAUGUAUUGCAUGUUUGAUUUUGUUUGUUUCAUUGGUCCCAAGACAUGAUACAUUUCUGGCGCAUACGAAUGGAAUCACAGAACAAAUUAUAAAGAUAUUUGCGUAUCACGUUGAAUCCAUGAAUAACUACCCAUAGACUUUAAUGUAUCAUGUGACCUAUUGUAACCAGUGAGGUUAAGAA